AUGGCUGCCAGCAUCUACCAUCGUUCCAGGGAUCUUCCUUGGUCAAUUCUUGCUGCCAAUGUGUCCUCUGGUCAUUACCAUGACACUGCUUUGCCCGCUCAUGUCCUUUCGCCUCAACGGAAAUCGUUUGCUCAAGCUCUACAGAAUGUUUGUGACGUUCCGGUAGGUAACUUUCCUAAACCGUGCUUAAAAGGAAAGAGGUUAUCUAUUAAAAUUCCAGAGGAUUCUUACAAAGCGGGUUUGGAUAGAUGCAAGAACAAUCUCCAUGGCCGUUUGAUCAUGGCUAAGGGAGAUAAGCCUUUACGUUUACAUGAAAUUCGCGAGAAGCUCACCAAAGCUUGGGCUCCGGUAAAUAAAUGGCAAAUCACUCCGUUGGGGAAGGGCUUUUAUGAGUUUUAUUUUCAAAAUUGUGAAGACCUCAAUCGGGUUUGGAGCAUCAGAACAUGGAAUCUUAAGCCGGGUUUGUUACGUCUGUCUGCUUGGUCCAGUGACUUUAAACCUGAAAACUUGAAGGUUACUAAUGCUCAAAUUUGGAUUCGUAUUUAUGGUCUGCCACAUGAAUAUUGGAUGCCUACGACUCUUUUUUCCAUUGCAUCUGGAAUAGGUACACCUCUUUCUUUGGAUGAAGCAACUAAACAGCGCACCAUGGGUCACUUUGCGCGCAUUUUGGUUGAUGUGAAUCUUGCUGAGGAGCUGCAUUAUCAGAUUCUUGUUGAAAGGGAAGGCUAUGCCUUCUUUGUUGACAUAGAUUAUGAAAACUUGCCAUAUUUUUGUGAACACUGUUGCUGCAUUGGCCAUUCUAUUGACAAGUGUAGAAACGUUAACAACAAGGCAAAGGACCAAAAGAAAAAUGUGGAGAAGGUUGUUCCUAACAAACCUACUCCAAAAUUUGUCCCGAAGCAGAAAAAUAAGAACAAUGAGCCUGUUCAGGACAAUGAGAAAAUAAAUGAAGAAAUCUCUGAUUAUGAAUCUUUACAUCCCGAAUCUGAUCAAGAGAAUGCGGAAGUGGUGAAAGACACUUUUGUAGAACCUAUAAUGAAUAAGGAGAUGCGUGCAGAUAAUGGAAAUCAUGCUGACAUGAUUGUGAAGCAUGCAGAAAAUGACAAAAAUGUGGAUGUCACUGUGGAUCAUGCACAACAUCAUGAAAUUCUGAAUCCUCGGAUAGUAGAGCAAACAAGGGACAUUCCAGUUGUUCAUGAGAAAGACCGCCAAUUAGAUAAGAAUCCAUCAUCAUGGGCAGAUGAAGUUGACGAUUCACAUGAUGAAGGAGGGGAAUACACUGUUGUAACCUCAAAGAAAGGUAGGGGUAAAAAUAAAAAAUAUACUCCUAAACCUGAUUUACACACCCGGUCUAGGACGGGUAGCCAACUUAAUUCUUUAUGA
Messenger RNA from Trifolium pratense (red clover), 1383 nucleotides. RefSeq lists its product as uncharacterized. The transcript has a single exon. Lineage: Eukaryota; Viridiplantae; Streptophyta; Magnoliopsida; Fabales; Fabaceae. Bases 1 to 1383 code for a protein of 460 amino acids. The record is from RefSeq and is a predicted model, not a curated record.